AUGAUUAUACCGCUCGGUGCUAAGGGAGCGGAAUGUGUGAUUGUGUCGCCAGGGGACGCGUUGUAGUGAGCAACAAAAAGGGAUUCGUUUAUGGACAUUUAGCAUUGCAGUGAACCGACGACGCACAAUAAAAUGAGUCUCUUGCACUGCUGCGCUAUAGUUUUAGUGUUCCCUUUAGUGCUUGCUUCAGAUUUUCAAGAGCGCGCGAGUCUCACGGGCAAUGCACAACAAAUAUUUGUGAAGAACCCAAAAUUAAGUAGUGUCCGUAAUAUCAAAGAGAGAUCGCCGGAGAAGUUGCACGUCUCAGAAGGACACCACAAAGUUAACAGGAGAAGCGCCGAUCCCGGAGGAGACGCAUGCAAAGCUCUUCAUGGAUAUGAUUCGAGGCUAACCAACAACACACACACAUAUGUCUUCAAUGACCUGAGUGGCUCGGUGUCACUGGCCUGGGUGGGGGACGGCACAGGGGUCGUGCUGGCCCUGACGACAUUCCAGGUGCCCUUUUUCAUGCUGAGGUUUGGCCAGUCCAAGCUGUACAGAAGUGAGAACUACGGGAAGUCUUUCCAGGAUGUUACAAACCUUAUCAACAACACCUUCAUCCGCACUGAAUAUGGCAUUGCCAUCGGACCGGAGAAUUCUGGGAAGGUGAUCCUCACAGGCGACGUGUCGGGGAACAAGGGGUCCCGGAUCUUCCGCUCGAUGGAUUUCGGGAACAGCUUCAUGCACUCGGACCUGCCCUUCCACCCGCUGAUGCAGAUCAGCUACAACCCCCGCGACGCCAACGUGCUCCUGGUCAUCAGCAUCACGUAUGACCUGUGGGUGUCCGUGGACUUUGGUGAAAACUGGAAGAAGAUCCACGACAUGGUGUGCCUGGUGAAAUGGGGCACGGACAACACCAUCUUCUUCACCACCAACCCCAACGGAUCCUGCAGUGACAGGGGCAUGCUGGAGCUGAGGAAGACCUCGGACUACGGGCGGACCUUGAAGACUAUCGGCACCAAGAUCUACUCCUUCGGGCUGGGCGGGCGCUUCGUCUUCGCCUCUGUCAUGACCGGCAAGGGUACCCUGCGCAUGAUCCACGUCUCGGUGGACCAGGGCGAGACAUGGAACAUGGCCCAGCUGCCCCCUGUGGGACACGAGCAGUUCUACUCCAUCUUGGCGGCCAGUGAUGACAUGGUCUUCAUGCAUGUGGACGAGCCAGGCGACACGGGGUUCGGCACCAUCUUCGUAUCGGACGACCGCGGCACCGUCUACUCCAAGUCCCUGGAGCGCCACCUCUACACCACCACGGGGGGCGACACCGACUUCACCAAUGUCACCUCGCUGCGGGGCGUCUACAUGACCAGCGUCCUGGCCGAAGACGGCUCGGCACAGACGGUCGUGACCUUUGACCAGGGCGGGGAGUGGAGGCGCCUGCAGAAGCCGAGGAACGGGAAGUGCGACUCUACAGCCAAACACCCCGAGACGUGCAGCCUCCAUAUCCACGCCUCCUACAGCACCUCCAUGAAGCUGAACGUCCCCAUGCUGCCGCUGACUGAGCCCAACGCUGUGGGUCUCAUCCUGGCCCACGGGAGUGUCGGUGACGCUGUCUCUGUGAUGGCACCCGACGUGUAUGUGUCCGAUGACGGGGGCUACUCCUGGCUCCGAGCCCUCAAGGGCCCCCACCACUACGCCAUUCUGGACUCAGGGGGGCUGCUGGUGGCAGUGGAACACACCCCCUCACAGCCUAUCUCUCAGAUCAAAUUCUCCACGGACGAGGGGCAGUGCUGGCACGUCUUCAACUUCACCAACGACCCGCUCUUCUUCACGGGGCUGGCCUCGGAGCCCGGGGCCCGCUCCAUGAAUGUCAGCAUCUGGGGCUACCGCGAGUCCCUCCUCAGCCAGUUCUGGGUGUCCAUCACCAUCGACUUCAAGGAGCUGCUCACCCGCGACUGCGGCGAGAACGACUAUGUGCAGUGGCUGGCACACUCUGAUGACAUCAGCGACCCCAGCGACGGCUGCAUGCUGGGCUACAAGGAGAAGUUCCUGCGGAUGCGCAAGGACUCCGUGUGCUGGAACGGCCGCGACUACGUCGUCAACAAGGAGCCCACGCCGUGCCCCUGCACGCUGGACGACUUCCUGUGUGAUUUCGGGUACUACCGUGCGGAGAACAGCUCGGAGUGUGUGGAACAGCCUGACCUGAAGGGCCACGUCCUGGAGUUCUGUCUACAUGGGAAGAAGGAGCAGCUGCAGACCAGCGGCUACCGGAAGAUUCCAGGAGACAAGUGUGAGGGAGGGACGAUGCCGGAGCGCAAGGAGAUCGACCUCAGCAAGAACUGCGUCAGUAACCUGCUGGGGCCAGAGCUGCUGACGGAGGCCCACUCUUUCAGUUCUGUACCCAUUGUGGCGGUGGUCAUCGCCAUCCUGCUGAUCAGCGUGGUGGCGGGCGUGGUCUUUGUCAAGAAAUACGUCUGCGGUGGGAGGUUCCUGGUGCACAGAUACUCUGUGCUGCGACAGCACGCCGAGGCCAACGGGAUCGAGGGGGUGGACGAGCUGGACAGCCAUGCCGCAGAGCCCGGCAAGAGGGAAUACCAUGACGACUCUGAUGAGGACCUGCUGGAGUGAGAGCAAGAGAGUCAGAGAGACCAGCCACCACUUGGAGGGACAAACCGGGACGACCCCACCCCCCAAAACCACCCCACCGCCCCUUCAGAACCUCCCUGCAAACCAUGCCCCCACCCCCGCGGUAACCAACUCUACAGCUGCUUUCUGUGCCUCCAUCCUCUCUCGCCAUGGAAACCUCUGGCAGCUCUACCUGUGGGGGGUGGGGGGGGUGAAGGACCACUGAUCAUUCUUACUGCUCUUACCACCACGAUGUCUAUCGAUUUGUCUUAAAACUCUGGGAGAAAGAGACCCGGCCAGAAGGUGACAAAGCUGGGGAACAAGAGGAACGUGUUGACAGACUCUUGGGCCUGGCCGAGUGUUGUGCGGAGGGCGUCCUGAGGAUCUCGCAUCGAGCUUUUCUUCCACAGUUACCCCUUUUGAGCGAACGCAGAGAAGAUGGCCAGCUGCACUUUUGUAAAUACAGACUGGAGAAAGCGUGAUGUCAGAGUGAUGUUGAUGUUGUAUUGCAACUUGGCUGCGCUGUUGGCUUGCCGCUCUUGUCCAGAGUUGAAGCCCCAUUCGGAGAAAGCCUUGAAUGGAGGAAUGGAAUGGCAUGGAAUACAACAGAAAGCCACAGUGCUGGACAUGGACUUUUCACACAUUCAGAGUCUAUAUGAUCUGCUGUAAUUUAAGAAAAAUAAAUUGAUACAAUCAUUGCUCUUUAUUUUAUUUUUAAAGGCUGAAAAAUACAAAAAGCUAAAUGGGGUUGUCCUGCUACAGCCGUCGAUGUAUAUAAAUGACAAAAUAAUUUCUGACCAUGCUCUGAUUUGGAAAUUUAAAGAGAUAGUCUAGAAUUGAUUCGCUCUUUUCUUUUCAUUUGCUAUUCUACAUGCUGUGCUCCCCAUGUAGGGCUGUGAAUUCUGGGAAAUGGUGACAGCUGUAAGCCCAAAUAAUAAGAGUAAAUUGUUGGGGAUGGAAUACAUAUGUAGAAUGUCUUAAGCAAUAAAGUUAUCAGAUGCAAUAUUUUAUUUAUCACAUUCCACUAAAUAAGCUUCAGGUUGACCCAGAUCUCAGUUCCAGUUACAGCCAUGUUGUUGUAUUCAAAGAAAAUGAUAUUUAAAACCUACCACUGUCCAAGCUGCAUUCACCCUCCUGUAUUACUAUUGCGCCAAAACCUGCUGAGGGAACUGGGACUGCAGCAACUGUACAACUGAACCGGGGUGCUGUCAGUGAGGAUUCCAACUUUACAGAGAUCAGAUUCGGUCAACACCAUUGAGCCUUCUGCUGCAGCAACCUGGAAAGAAACACAACAUGUUGAGGAUCACAUUCAUCAUUUCUUGGCUUCAGUGCAGGUCUAACGGGACACUAAAAUAGCCCUAUAUGAAAGAUGCCUAUCUUUUUCAGCACACUUAAUCAGUGACCUGGCCUUGCAAGGAAAAAAAGCCACUGCAUACUGUGAAAUUUGAGGGCCUUCCCCAAAAGCACAAACUUUGUUAAAAAAAAAAAAUAAAUAAUAACCAAUUUUUCUGCUUUCUACUUUUUCCUGUUAACUGGAUGCAUUUUGCUUGGCUGAGACUGUAGGUACUCUACUACUUUGGGAACCCUACAGCUGAAAAUUAUUGUUGCAGGGAGGAAUGUUUAAGCCAUUGCACUUAACAUAUUUCACAAGCUAAUUUUUACAUCCACUCAUCUGCAUUACUUUGCUGGAUGGAUGGUUCAUUAUAUCCUACUCAUAGUAAUGAUGAGGACCAUGCAAAUGUGAGAUAUUAUCCUUUAGUUAGCUAGCUAAUGCUAACAGAAACAGUAGACACUAGCAUGGUGCUGAAAGGGGCAGCAAUAUUCUAGAGUCUGAGAAGACAGUAGGCAGUGUCAUCAGUCCCUCAAUCCAUUAAGUGAAUAGAGAAUCAGUGCAACAGAAAUGGGGACGAAAAUGUGAAGGAAAUGUAUCUUCUAUACAUGUCUGUAAGCACUACAGCAGGGGCCACUCAUUUGUAGGAACAAGGGGUGCAUACGUGUUCAAAUGACUGCUCUGUGUGUAAUAAUUCAACUUAAAUGUAACAUCCAGGCGGUCUGGUCUCUGAAAUGUAGUUUUGCAAAUAUGUGGUGCAUAAGCUACCCGUUUAGAGAAUGUUUAGCAGUUUGCGUAAAGCACAAGGAGCUGUCCGCUGUCGGUAAGGAAAAACAAAACCAUAUUGUGUCACACCUGUUUUGCUUACAUUUGCUGAUUCAGUUUUUUCUCCUAACACAGCCGGGUACGUUUUUUUUUUUUUUUUUUACCUUUUGGCGUUGAGACAAUGCGUAGGAGCUUUUUCUUCUCUGUGGUAUUUAACAUGUAAUGACUUACAGUACUUUAAAUACUAGAGACCAUAUGCAAUAGAGAGCAUGUUUUUGAAAAGACUCCUUUCAUAUAGGUUUCUCUUUAAUAGGUUUUGAGCUCUUGAAUUUCCUCUGAACCAGGGCCAUGUUCGAUUUCUGUACUCAGCUUAAGGGUGUAUAUUUUGAAAUUGGAAUAACUGUAGACUAACUUCCAGUUCACAGGGUUGUCACAAGAUCAAAUGCAUUGAAGAUUUAAAGAAAUGGGCAUUCUAUAAAUAUUAUCUUUGGUUCAGUUAUAAGUACAUACUUUUGCUAUGUUGCCGUUUUCCUAUUAGAGCUGUGAAGCUGAUCUGGUUUACCACUGGAGAACUAAGCUGAGCUUUGUGCGACUCCAAAUGGUUUUGGUAAAAACUGACUGAUACAAAACAACUGCAAACCAUUGCUCCCUUUAGCAAGGUCAUUUCUCUAAACUGAAGGGUUAAAUCAAUUUCACUGUUGGUCUGGCAUGAAGAUACACAUCUGGGUGUGGACCAUGCAUGUCCAGUGUGUCAAGGUCAGAGUCAACCUAUCAUAGAUGUCCAAGACAACGGAACUUACACUAACUGUAAAGACUGAAUUUGACACCCUGAUCUUGGCCACAUUAUACAGAUGUACAGAUGUAUUUUGCCAAUAGCUGACUUCCAGACCUCCCUCUCCCUAAAGGGGAAUCUAUCUCUAGACUUGCUUUGCUAUCCUUUCCUUCUGAGCUCUGAUGUAAUGGAAUUACAGUCAACAGCUGGUUAAAAAUUCAUGAGUCUCAUUUCUUAUUAAAAUUGACGAACAAUUCCAUUGUGAGGUACGGCACAGCGGAUGACACAUUUUAGAUUUUGUUUUUUCUUUUUCAAAUCGCUGUAUAAAGAUUCAGUGU
Molecule: messenger RNA, 5806 nt
Organism: Megalops cyprinoides (Indo-Pacific tarpon)
Lineage: Eukaryota; Metazoa; Chordata; Actinopteri; Elopiformes; Megalopidae
Gene: sort1a
Product: sortilin 1a
Exons: 20
Coding region: 133-2604 (823 amino acids)
Biological process (GO): vesicle organization; endocytosis; Golgi to endosome transport
Cellular component (GO): Golgi apparatus; membrane
Molecular function (GO): protein binding
Source: RefSeq, a predicted model, not a curated record